Sphenostylis stenocarpa is the source of this 801-nucleotide messenger RNA. NCBI's taxonomy places the organism in Eukaryota, Viridiplantae, Streptophyta, Magnoliopsida, Fabales, Fabaceae. The record is from the annotation of a GenBank genome assembly.
AUGGAAACCCAACUUGACUACAAAACCAAAAGAGCAAACCCCACUUCCCCAACGAGCUUGAAGCUCUUUGGGUUCAGCGUCCAUGAAGACAUCACCAUGGAAGAAGAAGACGAGGUGGUCAUGCAUGAUGACGUGGAAGACUCAACCACCAAGGCCUCUUCCACUUCGCCAUCUGCCUCUCCAGACUCUGCCGGUGCCGGUGCCGGACCUCCGUCUUCCGGCGACCGGAAAUACGAGUGCCAAUACUGCUGCCGAGAGUUCGCUAAUUCACAAGCACUUGGUGGGCACCAGAACGCGCACAAGAAAGAGCGUCAGCAACUGAAGCGUGCGCAGUUACAAGCCACGCGAAACGCCGCCGUUUCGUUCGUGCGAAACCCUAUGAUCUCCGCCUUCGCCCCUCCGCCGCACCUGCUGGCUCCGCCGGGCUCCAUGGUGGUACCGGCGGCUCCGGCCUCGUGGGUGUACUUGCCGCCACGUGCCGCGCCUCCUCCCUUCCACGUAUCAGUAUCUCACGGUUGUGCGUUCCCGUCGGCGAAUGGCCACAACGGGUUGAGUAGUAACAAUAAUAGCAACGUUAGCAUAGCGGGUGUGAAAACCGCGGGUGCAGGGAUGUUUCCCUAUGUUGGCGUUGUAGGCGAUUCGCAAUUAGCUAUGUCAACGGUGCAGGUGCAGGCCCGGGCCCACCACGCCAUGGUUGAUGGGGCCUCUUUGAGUAGGUUCUCCAAAGGGGAUGGUGGGCCCAAGUUUGAUGAUGCAUGGGGCUUGGACUUGCACCUUAGCCUUGCGCCAGCUGCGCCGUAA